Molecule: messenger RNA, 2147 nt
Organism: Bombina bombina (fire-bellied toad)
Lineage: Eukaryota; Metazoa; Chordata; Amphibia; Anura; Bombinatoridae
Gene: FLVCR2
Product: FLVCR heme transporter 2
Exons: 12
Coding region: 518-1978 (486 amino acids)
Biological process (GO): transmembrane transport; heme export
Cellular component (GO): membrane
Molecular function (GO): heme binding; heme transmembrane transporter activity
Source: RefSeq, a predicted model, not a curated record
CUUACCGGUUAUACACACAGCACAGCCCGGCAGUCACAGGGGAACUUACCGGUUAUACACACAGCACAGCCCGGCAGUCACAGGGGAACUUACCGGUUAUACACACAGCACAGCCCGGCAGUCACAGGGGAACUUACCGGUUAUACACACAGCACAGCCCGGCAGUCACAGGGGAACUUACCGGUUAUACACACAGCAUAGCCCGGCAGUCACAGGGGAACUUACCGGUUAUACACACAGCACAGCCCGGCAGUCACAGGGGAACUUACCGGUUAUACACACAGCACAGCCCGGCAGUCACAGGGGAACUUACAUGGGACAGACCAAGGAGUGAAGUGACUGAAGUGCGUUGGGGGCUGGUGUAGUGGACUAAAUCUCAGCGGAUCCUGUGACCAACAGUGUGCCUGAGCUACCCCCGGCAUAUUACCCUCUGUCCCUGGCAGAACCUCAGGUGACUGUGAAACUUGUUCCUGGUAGUAACCUUUAGGGGGGGCUACUAGAAAGGAGUACCCCAGGGAUGGCUAAGGUCCUUCUAAAGAAUGAUCCUCAGAACCCAACACAAACUACCAGUGAGUCAAAGAUUACUGAACAUGACACAGAGGUGCCCUCCUCUCUCCCCAAUGGAGAUCCUGUGGCUGCCGGAAAAGAGAUCCGGCUGUACAAGAGACGUUGGGUCAUGGUACUGAUGUUCAGCUCCUACUCGCUGUGUAAUGCCUUCCAGUGGCUGCAGUACGGUAUUGUCAGUAACAUCUUCAUAAACUACUAUGGUGUCAGCAGCUUGGCUAUCGACUGGCUCUCAAUGGCCUAUAUGUUGGCCUAUAUCCCAUUGCUCUUCCCCGUGGCCUGGCUGCUAGACUUACGUGGUCUGCGGAUCAUUGCACUGAUUGGCUCUGGGCUGAACUGUCUCGGUGCCUGGAUAAAGACUGGAAGUGCGCGACCUGACCUGUAUGGGGUGACAUUGUUCGGGCAGCUGGUGUGUGCGACGGCACAAGUUUUCAUCCUGGGAAUGCCAUCACAAAUCGCCUCUGUCUGGUUCAGCCCCUCUGAGGUCUCCACUGCCUGCUCUUUAGGGGUGUUUGGCAAUCAGUUAGGGGUUGCUGUGGGGUUCCUGUUGCCCCCCGUUCUGAUCCCCAACAUUGAAGACAAGGCUCUGCUCUCCCACCACAUCAUCAUCAUGUUCUAUGGAACCGCAGCUGUAGCGAGCGUCCUCUUCAUCCUUGUGGUUUUUGUUUUUCAGGAUGCGCCCCCACAUCCUCCCUCUCUGGCGCAGGCAUCACAUCUUUCAUCCCCGGCUGGUCAGUAUUCCUACAAGCAAUCCAUUAUCCGACUACUAAAAAACAGAAACUUCAUUCUUCUCUUUGUUUCAUACGGGCUAAACACCGGAGCUUUCUAUUCUCUCUCCACUUUACUGAACCGGAUGAUGACUGAGCAUUAUCCUGGGGAGGAGGUGAAUGCUGGUCGGAUCGGACUUACCAUCACUAUCUCAGGAAUGUGCGGUGCUUUGGUCACUGGCUUUUGGCUUGACAGAACCAAAACAUACAAACAGACCACGCUUUUUGUGUACGUACUGUCCCUGACUGGGCUGGUUAUCUUCACGUUCAUCCUGAAUCUUGGUCAUCUGUGGGCCGUCUUCCUCACAGCUGGGAUACUGGGAUUCUUCAUGACCGGAUACCUCCCCCUUGGUUUUGAAUUUGCUGCUGAACUGACCUAUCCUGAGUCUGAAGGGACGUCGUCUGGUUUACUCAAUGUGUCUGCUCAGGUGUUUGGUUUGAUAUUCACCACAGCUCAGGGGCAGAUUCUGGAACGAUUUGGAGUGCGAGCUGGGAAUCUCUUCCUGUGUAGCUUCCUGCUUGUGGGUGCUAUCAUCACAGGGUUUAUCCGGGCGGAUCUGCGCAGACUUAAGGCAAAUCAAGAUCAACUGUCACUGAGCCCACCGCUGAACAUCAAUUACGGCUCAGUUUGUCAUUCUGAUUCAUGAGGUUGUACCUUUGGCAAAUUCAAGCACCACCGAGGUUCCAUCGCCGCUCCUGGACGCUUGAGAGGAUGUGCUACAGCAUCAGUCAGUAUUAUAUGUUGGCACCAAAGACUUGUGAACAAAUAACAAUUUGCACUGGAAUGUGUGUAAGGAGUAUGGGGAGGUAAAAAUU